AUGGAGAUGAGAUACAAUACCGAAGUGAAUCUUAGGAAGGGAACAGAAGAAGCACUAGCUAGAAAAAAGGAAGAAGUAGAGAAACUGAAGCUUCAAGUGGUAAAUCUCAAAAUCAAACAUGAAAAUAUGUGUAUCAAGGCUGAUGACUUGGAGAGCAAGUACCAGAGCGAGCUGAUUCUCAAUAAAUCUCUUAUUAAUAAUACAGAAAAACAAGUGUGCGAGACAGUCAAACGUAUAACUAACUUUUUGCAAGAUAGCAAUGCGAGUAUAGAGAGGGACAAUGCUCUCAAACUAGUCCAUGAGAUCACAAAAAAGCAUGAGGAUAUGUGUAUCAAGGCUAAGGAGUUCGAGAACAAGUACAAGAACAAGCUGAUCCUCACGAAAGCUCUUACUAAAGAAAAAGAAGAGCUCGAGAAAGUCAAAGGUCUAAUAAUUGAAUCUUAUAAAAUAAAUGCGAGUGUGAUGGAAAAAGAGAGGGACAACGCUCUCAAGCUAGUCGAUGAGCUCACAACAACAAAGAUAAUAGAAUCGUUUAUUUGCCCUAUCUCGCAGGAGGUUAUGAAAGAUCCACAAUUAACAGCUGAUGGAUAUACAUACGAAGCAGAAGCUAUUGCGAGCUGGUUUAACACAGGUCACAAUACAUCACCAAUGACAAAUCUCAAGCUUUCUCACACCAAUCUUGUCCCUAACCGCGCUCUUGGGUCUGCGAUUCAGGAGUUGGUUUGA
Molecule: messenger RNA, 726 nt
Organism: Camelina sativa (false flax)
Lineage: Eukaryota; Viridiplantae; Streptophyta; Magnoliopsida; Brassicales; Brassicaceae
Source: RefSeq, a predicted model, not a curated record